GUCCCCCCGCACCCGGCGCGGUGCCCAUGACCGCCCCGUCGGGGCACUGACCGCGCCCGGCCCCGCACGGCCCGCUCCGUUCUUGGCGUGUCCCCUGAAGGGAUGGAGAACUCGUCGGUGGCGUCGGCCUCCUCGGAGGCAGGGAGCAGCCGCUCCCAGGAGAUCGAGGAGCUGGAGCGUUUCAUCGACAGCUACGUCCUGGAGUACCAGGUCCAGGGGCUGCUGACGGACAAAACGGAGGGGGAUGGCGAGAGCGAGAAGACACAGUCCCACGUCUCACAGUGGACGGCGGAUUGUAGCGAGCAGCUCGAUGGCAGCUGUUCCCCAUCCCGAGGGAAGGGCUCGUCAUCUCACGAACACAACCAGAAUGGCAACAAGGAGAGCAACCUUGACAUGCUGGGCACAGACAUCUGGGCUGCCAACACCUUUGACUCCUUCAGUGGUGCGACGUGGGACUUGCAGCCUGAAAAACUAGAUUUCACCCAAUUUCACAGGAAGCUGAGAAACACCUCCAAACACCCGUUGCCUCACAUAGACAGAGAAGGGCUUGGAAAAGGGAAAUACGAGGAUGGUGACAGCAUCAACUUGAACGACAUAGAGAAAGUCCUCCCAGUGUGGCAGGGUUACCAUCCGUUGCCUCAUGAAGCUGAAAUCGCACACACCAAAAAGCUGUUCAGAAGGAGGAGAAACGACCGGAGGCGACAGCAGAGACUUCCCAGUGGGAACAAGUCUCAGCAGCACGCGGAUCAUCAGCAAGGUGGCACCAAACAUAACAGGGACCACCAGAAAGUCUACCAAGGAGGCCAGGCCCCCCACUCCUCAGGCAGGACGGGCCACCACGGCUACAGCCAGAACCGGAGAUGGCACCACAACCAGAAGCACUCGCCCAACGACAAAGAAACGCACAGAAACGCCAAAGAGACUGAGAAUCUGAAAAUCGAGGACACCUCCACCUGCACGGUGCACAUCCCCACGGAGGCACCCCGAGGCCCAGAGGCUGUGGAGAAGCAGCCUCAGCAGUACACCCCGGAAUCGGAGACCAAGCGGAAGGACAGUAUUCACGAGCGCAUCGGGGAAAGGCCCAAGAUCAAUCUGCUCCAGUCUUCCAAAGACAGGCUGCGGAGGAGACUAAAAGAAAAGACGCCUUGUCUUUCCCUUUUCACGGACCAGGACGAAGUUACGGUGGAAACCACCGACCCUGAAAAGAAUAAAAUGGACAAACUAAUUGAAAUUCUCAACAGCAUGAGGAACAACAGCAGUGAUGUUGACUCCAAGCUCACCACAUUCAUGGAGGAGGCCCAGAACUCCACCAACUCUGAGGAGAUGUUGGGUGAGAUAGUCAAGACCAUCUACCAGAAAGCGGUGACGGACCGCAGCUUUGCUUCCACAGCAGCCAAGCUCUGUGACAAAAUGGCCCUUUUCAUGGUGGAAGGAACCAAGUUCCGGAGUCUGCUCCUCAAUAUGUUGCAGAAGGAUUUCACCAUGCGGGAGGAGCUGCAGCAGCGGGACGUGGAGCGCUGGCUGGGCUUCAUCACCUUCCUCUGUGAAGUCUUCGGGACCAUGAGGAGCAGCACUGGAGAGCCCUUUCGAGUCCUGGUCUGCCCCAUCUACACCUGCCUCAGGGAGUUGUUGCAAUCUCAGGAUGUGAAGGAAGACGCCGUGCUCUGCUGCUCCAUGGAGCUGCAGAGCACUGGCCGGCUGCUGGAGGAGCAGCUGCCCGAGAUGAUGACGGAGCUGUUGGCGAUUGCACGCGACAAGAUGCUGUGCCCCUCCGAGUCCAUGCUGACGAGGUCCCUGCUGCUGGAGGUCAUCGAGCUGCACGCCAACAACUGGAACCCCCUGACACCCACCAUCACGCAGUACUACAACAAGACCAUCCAAAAACUGACGGCUUGAGGGGCAGGGCGAGGUGGGGUGGGAAGGGACGAGGAGAAGACACGCGCCUCGAUGGGAUCCGGCAAAAGCUUUUCUGAUUUAAACCCCCCCAGCAGACCAAACCCCAGCAUGCUCGAGAAUACGUUCGUGGGGUGGGGAGGGAGAAGCAUGUUUCUUUUUCAGCCGCUCCGCCAAGUGCCACCCCUCCUCCCCGCCGUGGUUUUGUUUUAGGGGUUUCUUUUCUGAACUCAUUGCUCAAGCGGCAGCAGCGCAUCCCGCCGGGUUAUUGUUUGGCUUUCGAAAGAAGACACAGAAUUUGGAAAAGGAAAAAAAAAAAAUAUAUAAUCCAAGUGGGGGCUAGCAUUGUUUUCACGCCGUCCUCCUGCCUUGCCCUGGCCAACUGGCAGGAGACAGCAAGCAGCAGAUGUCUCGGGAGGACAAAGCCAGACACACACUACACCAGACGCUCAUAAUUGAUGGCUUUUGUCGAGCAGGGCUUGCGUUAGGUUACCCCCCUCCUUCUCUUGUUUUCGACUUUCUGUGUGUCCCCCCACCUACCCGCCACCCCUUUGAGAGCAGAUCGGAGAGCGGGACGACUUUCUUAUUUGCACUGGCUUUUCUUUUUCUCGAGCAUUUGUAAUUUCUUCUUAUUUUAUUGUAUCGUCGAACGGACAAUUGCAAGCAGCUCGGAGGCGCAUCGAGCAAUGCCUUCCCACAAGCUGGCUAAUGGUUUAUGUGAAGAUGCUGAAGCAGAAGGAGUGUUUUAAAUGAGUCCAAAAGCCACUGCAGAAGUUACAUAGCCACUGUCAUCUUGCCAGUAACCUCUUUGGUGGAUUGAGAAACAUGUUCUCUGAGCUGGGGGCUCUAAAAAAAGGGGAUUCUGCGGCUCUUGCUGUUCAAGUUGCCGUUAUUCCUCAGCCACUAUAACCCUUUUUUUUUUGUAAUACUUUUUUUUUUCCAUUGAAGGAGUGCUUUAUUGUAAUUACUGUCACGGUUGUAAUUAUGCAUUUAAAUCCAGGCCUGUUAUAGUUGGGCCUAAUGAUGUACAGGACGAGGGAGAAAUGAAGGUUUGAUGUUCUUCUUUGGAGACUGGUCAAAGAGAAGACAAACAAUGUAUGGCAAAACAAAAGAGUGAAAAAAGAAGACGAAAAAAAUAGAUAAAGCCAAAAAUAGAGGUUUUGAGCCUGGCUUCUAACUAGCUGAAUAUGUUAUCCAGUGUUUCUAGGUGUGCAGUGUGCAGGAGAAGCUGUGUCCCGUGGUCGGUGUAAGUGGCACCAUGUCAUUGAGGGAUGGGUGACUGAUUUUCAGAGAGGCAGAGUUUUCUCGGGGAUCCCCAGGUUGCUCCAGGAUCCUCUCGUUGCUCCGUGCUGGAGCAUCCCAAUGGAGAGGGUGGCUGCAGGGGACCAUGUUGAGAUGCCACCUGGAUGAGGAAAUGCCCAGAGGAUGAGGAGGCUGGUCCGGAGGAACACCACGCCGUUGCAUCGCUCCCCAAAUUGUGAAGAAGAUUUGAUCGUCUCCUUAUUUGUUCAUCUGUCAACACUUUGACUUACUAAAUCCCUCCAGGUGCUUAUUUUAGUGAAGCCUAAUGAGGGUGCAAGCUGCCCCGUCCCAUCUGCACAGCAGAUGAGGAGCCAAGGAAGGCACGAUGCCGGCAGCCCAUCCUGUUUUUUCCCAUUAUUCAAUUUACUUUCCUUUACUGUGAUAAGAGAAUUCAUGCUGCGAUGACGGCGCACUUGGACCCCGGACCAGGCAGGCUGGAUCUGAACACAGCAGCUCAAACCCAUUUUUCCAAGGAAGAUGUUGAAUUUCUGGUGGCUUGUAGAGAAGAGAGAUUUCACCCCGACCUCUUUGGAUGUGCAGUAUGUUCUUGGGUGCCUUAUGAAUGUGUUGGUCUGUACGUGAUGGGGAGGAAGCUUUUGCUGCAAAAUUUAAAGGGCAGAAGUUUUCAGCAGAAAAUGCAUUGCAAGAGGCGGGAGUCAUGAUGCUGGAGUUCAAAAUUAUUUGGAUUCUCGUCUGAUUGUCUGCUGAUCCAGUUUUUAUUCCACACAUAGAGCAAGAGGAGCAAGCUGAAAACGGGAGCUUCAGUUUUCCUGUCUGCUCAGAAAGCAGCAAAAUGAUUUCUGAGUGCACCGGAAGUGUCUGGAAAAAUGAAUUUUUACUUCAUGGAUUUGAACCCAGGAACUUUGCGUGGUGACAACGCCUUGCGUUGGGUCAGCUUCAUUAGUAGCAAUGGGGUUUGAGAGUAUUAAUGAGCAGAUGAACUUCAUUAAGGCAGCAAAGCCCAUCAGUAUUACAAGGCUCAGGGUUGUGCCCAUUGCUCUUUGUUUUUUCCUGCUCCCUGAGUUCUCAGGGAGUGGAGUAGAAGGGGAUAUAACACCCAUCGCAGUGCGCUCAGGCACAGCAUCAGUCUUCUGGGAGAAGACCUGAAAACCAGUUUUGUCUUCAUUUUUUUUUUUUAUUUUUUACGGAGCAGAAAAGUCCUAUAACAGGGACGCAGCCUGAUGGGUCGGGGUGCCAGGGAUCCUGCCAGCAGCGAUCCAGACCACCACUCCGGCCCCUGCAGCUUCUCACAUCCCCUAGAAUUUUUUCUUGGGAUGUAGCGAAAGAAAAAAAAAAAAAAAAAAAAAUCCAGAGACUUGGGGAUUUUGUUUCUAAAAACUUGAAUUUUCAUCAGUGCAUCAGGAGGCAUUCAGAGUCAAAGUGUAAGCCACAAGGCAGUAUUUCUGCUAAAGCGUUUCCCUACCCCUGCCUGCUGUGAGGGUUUAUUCAAUUUUCCCAUUGCAGGGCAAUCCUGCAACCCCCACUGGCCAGGCUUGGCCCAUGACUUUCCCUUCCAACACUGGGAUUUUUCCCAACGAAGAACUUUUAUGUGGAGUCUGUUUGGUUUUGGUGUCUUGCCAUUUAUCUCUGCUAUUAACAUGGGUUCGUCCAGCCAUUAACUGCUUUGGUACAUCAGUCACUCUGUUGGAUAUCCGAGAAUAAAAGUGUUGACCAAAAAUGGGUUUUUUUUCCCCAAAAUUACAUGCUGCCAAUAGUAUCUUUCUGAAGGCCGUCUGUAGGAAGCCGGCAGUCACGUGGCAUCAUGCACCAGGGUACCGUGUUGGGAGAAGAGGCACCAUGAGGACAUUUGAUGAGGAGCAAUGCUGGGGAAUUUUUUGGGGAUGCCUGGUGAGCACCUGGGGAUCCUAGAGUGUUUUCUUCUCUUUUUUUUUUCCUUGUUUGUCUUUGUGUAGAAACAGUCGCCAAAGAGCGUAAUUCUCUCCAAUGUGUAUUUUUAGAUGCAAAGCCACCAGCUAUGUCUCCCCAGAUUAGCCAGAUUCCAUCUUUGCUGCUCAGUAAAAAUCAUCUGUGUGGGGUUUUGCUACGUUGUCCCCAUGUGACUACAUCAGCAAAGGGGGAAAAUAACCUCCUGGGGCCAAAUAUGUGUGGGGCCAAACCUCGGACUGGUGCAAGAGCGAGGGGCUGAAGCCUCUGCGAGGAGUGAUGCUCCAUACCAUGACCAUGCCCCUUUCCCUCGGAUGCAGGGCAGGUUUUCUGGCUCCCUGCCAGAUUCCCCAGCAUCUCAUUCACCUCAUUCCUGGUGAAAUUCUUUCCCAAACUUAUGGGUUUUGCUACCCACAAAGUGACUUGCUUGGUUUCCCCAUGAGAGAUUUCACCCUUGUUUGGAGAAGUCUCAUGUAUAGGGAGGUGAAACAGAAGUGGGGGAAAAGAAAGGAAAAGUAAGUGAUUUGCUUGGUUCCCCCCUUCCCUUGAAGGAGAUUAAUUAGUAUCUAUUCUUAGCAUGAUUGAUGGCUUUGAAAGAAAACUUGUCAGAAUAACUUAUGAUUUAUUUUCAUGCUUAUUUUUAUAACAUCCCUCACUUGGAAAUCACUCAAAAUCUUAAAUAUGAUUUUUUUUUUUUUUUUUAUUUCCCUGCUGGGUAUUUUAUGGCUUUACACUAAUUUUACUCUUCUUGGCGUUAGCUAUUAGACAGUCACGGUGAUAUUUUCAGUAUUCUUUCAGGAGAAAUUAUAUUAAGGGUUGCAAAGUCCACUGUCAAUAACCAGGGGAGCUGCGGUGUCCUGCAGAACACAGAGUUAACGCUAGCAAUUUUUUUUUUUAAUGUAUUUAUUUGCAUUUGAAAAAGCAACAUUUUUAAUUUAAUCAUAUUUGUUAAACUAAGCGCUUUAAGAAAAAAAAUUUUUUAAAAAUUUAAAAAAAAAGCAAAAAGGUUUUGGGGAGAAUAAAGACUAGAUAUUCAUACUAGAGAAAUCACAAACUCAUCGUUGUCAGCAUUUCAGAGACUGUUAAAACAAGGGAGCUAAUCACUCUUUGUGGCAAUUCAGUCUUUGUUUAUAGAACAUCCAGACCCACUGUAUGCUAUAAAAUGCAUCAUCUGAGUAAUAAAUGUUUUAAGCUUGA
This is a messenger RNA of Corapipo altera (White-ruffed manakin), 6276 nucleotides long. It is a transcript of the gene CTIF, whose product is annotated as cap binding complex dependent translation initiation factor. Gene Ontology annotation, molecular function: protein binding; RNA binding; translation activator activity. Gene Ontology annotation, cellular component: cytosol. The transcript is spliced from 12 exons. The record is from RefSeq and is a predicted model, not a curated record. Bases 103 to 1896 code for a protein of 597 amino acids. Gene Ontology annotation, biological process: regulation of translational initiation. NCBI's taxonomy places the organism in Eukaryota, Metazoa, Chordata, Aves, Passeriformes, Pipridae.